Molecule: messenger RNA, 1817 nt
Organism: Symbiodinium sp. CCMP2592
Lineage: Eukaryota; Dinophyceae; Suessiales; Symbiodiniaceae
Source: the annotation of a GenBank genome assembly
GCAUCAAAAGAGCCAGAGAGGAACAGGUCGCCAUCGACACACCAUAUGGCGCUUUGAUCGACAAUAUGCAGAUCAAAGACAAGAAGGGAAAGGAACGGAGUUUCCCAACAUUGAAUCUGAAAGCCUGGAUGUGGUACGUCGUCAAGAACCUGCUUGUUAGUUUUUUCAGCAGGAAGUUCCUGGAACAUCCGCCCAAGGCAAACACACCUUGGCGGGUGUGUUUAUAUUGUGAUGAGAUAUCUUCGGGCAACCAACUAAAGCAGCAAAACAGACGGAAGAUCCAAGCCUACUACCUUUCCUUCCAUGAAUUCGGGGCAGAGUUCCGUUGCCAAGAACAAAUGUGGUUCACGGUGGCUUUGGCGAGGUCCCAUCUGGUGAACCAACUUCCUGGCGGCCUUUCGCAGUUCACCCACCACCUCCUGCAAGCACUGAAGCUUGAGGACUUCGAGCAUGGUUUGCUUCUGGACUCGGGCGGUGAACGAGUUAUGUUCUUCGCCAAACUGGACACCACGGUGGCAGAUGAAGCUGCCUUGAAGGCAGUUUUUAAUGUGAAGGGCUCUUCAGGGACUCUACCAUGUCCUUUGUGCUCCAAUGUUGUUGCCAAGACGAGCAUGCUGGAAUGCUGUGACAACACUGGGACACUGGUAGCUGUGCACGAAACUGCUCUGGAGAAUUUUUGUGCAAGAACGGACAAUACCAUCUGGCAGGGCUGCAGGUUACUGCGAGACCGAUGUGGCCAAGUCUCCAAGAAGGCUUUUGAGCAGCUGGAGCAGUUACUGGGGAUGAACCAUAACCCAGAUGGUGUCCUGUUCCAUGGGAGCUUGCCUUUGGCCUCCACUUUGAUGUACGACUGGCUACACUGUUACUUGGUAGCAAGACUGAUGCACGUGGAGCUGGGGCUUUUGUUCCCCAUACUCUACUCCCACGGUAUGACAGUGGAAAGUCUGAAAGACUGGAUGUGUUCCUUCGAAUGGCCCCACGGCUUGAGGACACACCGCAACGAGACACUGAGGAUUUUCGACAAGAGAAUUCCCCCUGGCGAGUUCAAAUGUAGUGCCUCUCAAGGUCUGAACCUGUACCCAUUGCUGCGACUUUUCUUGCUCAGUCUUGCAACAGGAAGCAUUCCAGAUUUACUGGCAAAGGCGAUGACCAGUUGUUUGAAUUUGUUUCUCGUCCUGGAUCUCUUGCUUAAAGGGAACCGGGGAGAGCAGGUGCCACCAGACGAUUUGGAGGCCGCCAUCCUCAAACACUGCCGGGCAUUUCUCAGUGCAUGUGGCUCCGAGCAUGUUGUGCCUAAAUUCCACUAUAGCCUGCACCUUGGCGCUUUUGCUCGAAAGAAACCGCUGAUUUCCUGCUUCACUCACGAAAGAAAGCAUCGCCAAAUCAAACAGCUGGCAAACGAGAUUCACAACCCUGGAGACUGGUUUGAGAAAUCCGUCUUCAGAGACGUGUGGGGCGAAGUGAUCCUGCAGAUGCAAGCGGACUCUUUCAGUCUGCAGCCCCAUCUGCUGUCACCCAAGAAAGCUACGAUCUCUUUGCAGGCCAUGUUGAAUGCAAACUUCGGCGAUCGAGCAUGCGGUGCGACUGUUUCCUUUCAGGCCGUUUGCAGGCCGGGCCAGAGCUGCGAGAAAGGUGAUCUCGUGCUGCUUUCUUCUGGUGAUGUGGUCCAAGUGGGGCUGCAUUGCCGCCUGUAUGACGGGGACAUGUGCACUUUGUGUAGCAUUCUGAAGCCUCUGGGUAAGAAUCGCUUCCUCCUGGACGAUUCCACGGCUCGGUUUAUUCCGAGUGUCCACAUUCCAGAGGGCAUGCUACUAUAA